Messenger RNA from Gongylonema pulchrum, 423 nucleotides. The record is from the annotation of a GenBank genome assembly. Lineage: Eukaryota; Metazoa; Nematoda; Chromadorea; Rhabditida; Gongylonematidae.
GUAAGUGCGCUCAGUCUGGAGAUGGGUUCUGUUCAUUCGUGUGUUUAUGGUACUUUAGACUGGGAUGCUCAGUCACUUUCUUACGGAACCUACGAUAAUUCGUACGCCCGUUCCAUCUUGGAUGCCUGCAUUGGAUGCACUUCAGUUACAAUUGAGCCGCGGGAAGCACAUUUCCGUCUGGAAGCAGUGGAGAAAAGAGAUGCACUUCUUGGCGAGGUGGCUACAAUACCACUGUCAUUGAUUUGUGAGGAAGACGGCCCAGUUGAUAGCAUCAGACUGGACUGGUGCUUACCUGCGAAAGAGGACACAAAAGAAGCACUGUUCUUUAUCAAUGAAGAAAAUGACUUUGUUACGAGUGAUUCGAAAAUUCUGAAAUACAACACUCCUCAGUCUCCUCCUUUUAAAGUUAGACCGAUUUUAUAA